UGUCCUCAAGGGGAUCUGCGCACAAUAAACCAAAGCAGCGGAUUUGUACAGAACCGGUGUGUCUACUGGAGAGAGUGUGCCUUUUCCACCCUCCUCCUGGACGAACCAGUGCCUAAAAAUACCCUGUCUUUCCACAUCAGUUUUGGAGAAGCCCUGGCCUUAGGUGCUUAACCUAUAAAACUGGAUUUGCUCCAUGUGCUCCUCCUCUCCUACAUCUGGGGGUGGCGUUCCUUAGAGCUGAUAGGACAUGUGGUAUGGCUACGAGCUGCAUGUAAAUCAUGCUUACCUGUUUUCUGGCCUAGGAUGAGGAAAAUAAUCAAAUUAUAUUUCCUUUGCAAGCCCCACAACCAGUGGAACUUGUUAAUACUCGUUUACGGUUGCCGAGACUUUGGCCGAGCGAAGCUGCCUUUCUGUCCGCCCUUCUCUUUGUCUUGGUUGGAGCGCGGCAGCCGGAGCCACCCUUCACUGCAAAGGUGCCGAGAAGUCGCUCGCUCUCCUUUUCACCCUUAGCAAGUAAGCCCAGUUACCGACAGAGCCCACCCGUGUCCCCACUCGGGUGUGGGGCGAGGGGAUCCCCACGGAGGAGCGCCUUCCCCGCCCAGGCUCAUGCAUAUUGGUGCUGUGAAGGUCCGCCCUGCUCUCGCGUGUAUUGGAGAGCCCGGGGGCGGUCACCGGGCACAGGCAAGCGGCAUGGGCAGCGCGGCGGGCCCGCUGCGGGUGCUGGUGGACAUGGACGGUGUCCUGGCCGACUUCGAGGGAGCCGUGUUGAGGGGCUUCUGCUCCCGCUUCCCCGGGGAGCCACGGGUGGAACUGGUGGCGCGGAAGGGCUUCUCGGUGCGGGAGCAGUACCGCUGUCUGCGGGAGGACUUGGGGGCUAAAGUAGCCAGCGUCUAUGAAUCGCCUGGCUUCUUUCUAGGGUUGGAUCCAAUUCCAGGAGCCCUUGAAGCUAUGCAGGAGAUGAUCCACAUGCAGGACACUGAAGUCUUUAUUUGCACAAGUCCCCUCCGGAAAUACGAGCACUGCAUUGUGGAAAAGUAUAAAUGGGUAGAAAAACACCUGGGACCCGAGUUUGUGGAGCGGAUUAUUCUAACCCGAGAUAAGACCGUCGUAUCUGGUGACUUGCUGUUUGAUGACAAUGAUACCAUUAGAGGCACAGAGCUGAACCCGAGCUGGGAGCACGUCCUGUUUACCUGCUGCCACAACAGGCACGUCCAGCUGCAGGCACCACGCAGGAGGCUGCUGUCCUGGGCGGAUGACUGGAAGGCCAUCUUGGAAAGCAAGCGCAGGCAGUAAAGCAAAAAGGGGAUGCUGUGCGCUUCCUACUGCUGGGGGAA
This is a messenger RNA of Haliaeetus leucocephalus (bald eagle), 1334 nucleotides long. It is a transcript of the gene NT5C, whose product is annotated as 5', 3'-nucleotidase, cytosolic. Bases 607 to 1293 code for a protein of 228 amino acids. The transcript is spliced from 5 exons. The record is from RefSeq and is a predicted model, not a curated record. Lineage: Eukaryota; Metazoa; Chordata; Aves; Accipitriformes; Accipitridae. Gene Ontology annotation, molecular function: 5'-nucleotidase activity. Gene Ontology annotation, biological process: pyrimidine deoxyribonucleotide catabolic process.